Messenger RNA from Drosophila elegans, 648 nucleotides. RefSeq lists its product as uncharacterized. The transcript is spliced from 2 exons. Gene Ontology annotation, biological process: spermatogenesis. NCBI's taxonomy places the organism in Eukaryota, Metazoa, Arthropoda, Insecta, Diptera, Drosophilidae. The record is from RefSeq and is a predicted model, not a curated record. Bases 39 to 590 code for a protein of 183 amino acids.
AAAACUUUGUUAUUUUUUGGCGACGAAAAAUAUAAACAAUGGGAAGUCCGGAAUUACCCACAGAUCCUGGUCAAGAGGUAUUCCCAACGCCAGUGGUGGAUCAUCCACGAAAUGGCGUGGAGAGCGAGGAGGAUGACGACUCCGAUGCCUACGAUGGCUACCAACCACUGGCCUUGGAAGAGGAUCUCAAUGGAAUACCCAUGGAUGCCGAGGAUUCGAUUCCCAGGGAACCGGAGGCUACAUCUGAGGAAAACGAUGAGGAUGUUGAUUUGAUGACAGCUCCAGUCACUCAUGGUGACCCCAAUAUGCCGCCAAUUGAGCCGGCGGAUGUGGAAAUCGAGCGACAAGUGUGGAGCGAACCCAGACCCAGGGAACUUCAAAUGGAAUUGGAUAAAACGCGAACGGAACAGAUCCUCAAAGCCAUGUCCACGAUAACCUUGCCCAACAUCACGGUACCGGAUUGGGCCAAAGGAGUGCCCGAAGAGCGCUGGAAACACGAACUGCUGGACCGCAUUAACAACCGCCAAUCUGCAGCAGAAGCAUCCUCGUCGGCGCAGAAUCCACAGCAUUCCAAGGCCAAGAAAGAUUAGCGGGUUUAUAAUGUGUAUUUAGAAAAAACGUUCGCUCCAAUAUAUGAUUAAUUUAGAA